AUGCCUGCCAAACCAAUCCUCCAUCCGUUGCGGACGCCCAAGAACAUGACGUUCCCCUCGGAACUACACGAAGACAAUGGCGUCCGACUGGGUGCACCAGGAAGACAAGACGAGAGUCUUUCUACACCUAUCACCCCUCCCGCAGCAUAUACCGAGUUCCUCAAAGCCUUCACUCCCGUCUUUACCCCCGAUGGCAAUGGCGGCACCGUCACCCGCUUCGUCUGGGACAAGACCAACCGCACUCCAACAUCCCAACCAGGCAGCGCAGUCAGUGGCUCAUUCAGCUUUCCCGACCAGACCAGACCAGCAACGGCAACUCUACCUCCACCAUCACCAUAUGGAAGUCUUCCAGCCCGGAGAGACAUGAUGAAUCUGCGCCGUGCCACUCCUAUCCUCUCGCCCUAUUCUUACUCUUAUUCCCCGGCCGACUGGAAGCUGCGCUACUGGGACGGUCCGCGAAGUGCGACUGUGGGAAGAGUAAGCGUGCGUCAUGUCGUCACUCACACGGUGACGUACAAGCGGACGAAACUUGAGGAUCCGCCCAAGGGAAAGCGAAGAAAGCACAAUGACGAUAAGGAGGAGGCUUCAGAUUAG
Messenger RNA from Aspergillus sclerotioniger CBS 115572, 594 nucleotides. RefSeq lists its product as uncharacterized. The coding region runs from base 1 to 594 and encodes 197 amino acids. The transcript has 2 exons. The record is from RefSeq and is a predicted model, not a curated record. NCBI's taxonomy places the organism in Eukaryota, Fungi, Ascomycota, Eurotiomycetes, Eurotiales, Aspergillaceae.